CACUAACGGAAGACUACGCUGCUAAAUUUUUACUCUUAAAAAUGGAUAAAGUUGUCGAUAUACAAUAAUUUUUUGAUUAAAAGACUCCUUAAAACAUAAACUAUUGAACAGUGCAUCUAAACAAAGUGUAAACAAUAAUUUAUAAGUGUUAAUAAACAUAAUAAUACCCGCUAUACAGUGCAAAACAGUGCGUAUUUGAGUGCGGUAUCUGUGCGUGCGCCGGCCGUCGUGUCCUUGGAAAUAGAAAGUUCGCACAUCAUUACUCACCGACUACACGCCGUGCUUAUUUGGGUAGCGUAAUUUGGACACGGCUAAGUGAGAAGCGUUGGCUCGGUGGAAGAAACACGCACUAACAACACGCGGUGCCCCAAGAUCGAAUCCCGUACAAAGAAUAUUUUUUUCUUCUUUUUUGGUUUUGUUUUCUUUUUCUAUUUUAUAAUGUCUACCAAAAUGAAAAGGACACCGCCUCCAACACCGAAAAAGGCUACUGAUUGCCAUAAAGACCAACAGUCCUACGUGACAAACAGGCCUAACAAGAGACAGGCUAUGUCAACGUCUCCCAAUUCGCAAUCAGGUUCCAUGCCAGUCACACAACAAGAUGUACGAGAAAUAGUGAUGCCAGGCACACAACAAGAUGUGCGAGAAAUAGUGACGCCAGUCACACAACAAGAUGUGCGUGACAUAGUGAAUGAGGUUGUGCAAACACAGAUGAACCUUUUUAUGAUACAGAUAGGCGAAACUAUUUCACAAACUAUUUCAAACACUAUCAAUAAGGAAUUAUCUUCAUUAAAACAGGAAAUUGAAUCUGUCAAAAAUUCAAUGGAUUUUAUCAAUGAAAAGUUCGAAAACGCUAGCAAGAAUCAUGAAACUCUAACGAAGGAGGUGGAAAAUGUCAAGAUGGAAAAUAGUGCGUUGCAGAGCAGUGUAACGGAACUGACAAAUAAAAUUAACUUCCUGGAACAAAAUGCGCGAAUGAACAACGUGGAGGUGCAGUGUGUACCAGAAAACAGGAAUGAAAAUCUGAACUCCAUUAUAAUGCAGAUUGCAAGAACAGUGGGUUGCAAUCUUACAGAGGAAAAUGUACUUCACUGUGCUCGCGUUGCUAAAGGCGACAAGUCGAACACCCGUCCCAGAUCCAUAAUUGUUAAACUGUCAUCCACUAGGAUACGCGACGACCUUCUAGCAGCUAAUAUUAAGUUCAAUAAAUUAAAUAAAUCCAAUAAAUUGAACUCCGGACACAUUGGUAUUGCAGGCGAAAAACACCCAAUUUACAUCAUGGAACACUUAUCACCCGCAAACAAAUCUUUACAUGCGGCGGCCAGGAUUAAAGGCAAAGAAAUAGGAUAUAAGCACGUGUGGGUCCGGAAUGGCAGAAUUUUUAUGCGCAAGACUGAUGAUUCUGCAUACGUCUUGAUCNAGAAAACAUUUAGCAUUGAUAUACGCGCGAAAAUACCGAAAGUCAAGUGA
Ostrinia furnacalis (Asian corn borer) is the source of this 1467-nucleotide messenger RNA. RefSeq lists its product as uncharacterized. The record is from RefSeq and is a predicted model, not a curated record. Lineage: Eukaryota; Metazoa; Arthropoda; Insecta; Lepidoptera; Crambidae. The transcript is spliced from 2 exons. The coding region runs from base 439 to 1467 and encodes 342 amino acids.